Molecule: messenger RNA, 1490 nt
Organism: Cornus florida
Lineage: Eukaryota; Viridiplantae; Streptophyta; Magnoliopsida; Cornales; Cornaceae
Product: probable aspartic proteinase GIP2
Exons: 1
Coding region: 57-1367 (436 amino acids)
Biological process (GO): proteolysis
Molecular function (GO): aspartic-type endopeptidase activity
Source: RefSeq, a predicted model, not a curated record
AAAAAGACAUUCAUAUAGCAGUUAUCCACAAGCAGAGUUCAGCUUCACAACCUCUCAUGGCUUCUACUGUUCAUUGCAUUCUCUUAUGCACUCUCCUCUUUGUUGAAGCCGCCUCCUCCGUCGCCAAAACAACUUUUCGGCCUAAUGGGCUACUUCUUCCUGUCACCAAAGACUCUUCAACCCGUCAAUACCUUACCCACAUUAACCAAAGGACUCCUUUUGUACCAGUACGCUUCACCAUCGACCUCGGUGGCAAGUUCCUAUGGGUAGACUGCAACCAAAGCUAUGUCUCUUCCAGUUACCGUCCAGCCCGUUGCAAAUCUGCUCAAUGCUCACUUGCUGGGGCUUUAUAUUGUGAUGAUUUUGUAUCUUGCAAUCGUGGCCCGGGGUGCAUCAACAACACCUGUGGCCACUUUCCAUUUAACACGGUGACUCGCGAAGCCAUGAACGGUCAGAUCGGGACAGACGUCUUGUCCAUCCAAUCGACGAACGGGAAGAACCCCGGUCCGGUUGUGUCCGUGUCCAAGUUUGUCUUUGCCUGUGCCUCCCAAAUAAUCUUGGGAGGUCUUGCUAGUGGUGUCAAGGGUAUGGUUGGCUUAGGAAGGUCCAAAGUCGCUCUUCCUUCCCAAUUCGCCUCAUCUUUUAAAUUCGACCGGAAAUUCGCCAUUUGCUUGAGUGCUUCAACAAGUUCUAGCGGUGUUGUAUUGUUUGGUGAUGGACCAUUUGUGUUCCUUCCUCGUAUUGAUGCAUCAAGCUCUCUGACCUACACCACGCUUAUCAUCAACCCCGUGACUGAUGAAGCGGUUGCUGCUAAAGGCGAGCCCUCAUUUGAAUACUUCAUUGGAGUAAAAUCUAUCAAGAUCAAUGAAAAAGCCGUCUCUAUAAAUUCUUCACUGUUGUCCAUUAACAGUAAAGGCUAUGGUGGAACAAAGAUAAGCACUGUCAGUCCUUACACAGUCAUGGAGACUUCAAUUUACAACGCUGUGGUUAAAGCUCUCAUCAACAACCUGUCAAAUGUGGCUAGAGUUGCCUCCGUGGCACCUUUCGGGGCAUGCUUUAGCUCAAAGAACAUUGGUAGCACGCGUGUUGGCCCGGCUGUGCCUCAAAUUGAUCUCGUGUUGCAGAGUAAAAGUGUGUACUGGAGGAUCUUCGGCGCAAACUCGAUGGUGCAAGUAAGUAAAGAUGUGUUGUGUCUUGGGUUUGUGGAUGGUGGCAUAAACCCUAAAACUUCAAUAGUGAUUGGAGGACAUCAAAUUGAGGACAAUCUUUUACAAUUCGAUCUCGCAAGAUCCAGGCUUGGAUUCAGCUCUACCCUACUGUUCCGACAAACAACAUGUGCCAACUUCAACUUUACAACCAGUGCUUAGAUCGAUGCUUAAUUUCGAUCAGAACUUAAUCAUAUUACUAUAUAUGUGGUAUAUAAACGUAUGAUCGAUUGUGUAUUUUUAUGAGAUUAAUAAGUGACAAUGAUUCCUAGAGAUGGCCAGCAA